This is a messenger RNA of Schistosoma margrebowiei, 2684 nucleotides long. NCBI's taxonomy places the organism in Eukaryota, Metazoa, Platyhelminthes, Trematoda, Strigeidida, Schistosomatidae. The record is from the annotation of a GenBank genome assembly.
AAAUUGACGCGGGUUGUUGAAUGGGAACGUUACUUCCCGUUCCAGGUGGGCUGUUGCGUUGUGUUUAGAACCAUCAGAGAAUGCCCAUCAUAGUGAAAUAUACUGUCUUUAACAAUGAGAAAGACGAAACUUUCGUGUUUUAUACUUGCAAUUUGGCUGAGCAUGCAACUAAAGUUAUGAUAUCAUUGAGGAGAACGUUAACACUACACUCAAGACCACUGAAACGGAACGUAUCCACCUAAUCUCAUUGUUGGUUUGAGUGGCUUGGACAGUAUUCACUUCCAAUAUUUCUGUUAGUGACGUAACUACUCCCAAACUAUUUCAUACGGAAGUUCACAAGAUUAUCAUGACUAAGAACCUUCAUAUAUUCAUCCAAUUUUGUGCUUAUGUAUACUACUGAACUAUACUUUUAGUGUGAACAACCUGUAGAUCUUGUUUUAAGAAUAAAGAACUAUAUUGAAUGUUAAAACGUAUUUUGUUAUUUUUAAAAAAAAUAGGUAUGCCAUUUUAUUUGACAGAUUUCGAACGUUCUACGAAGUUUUUAAUCAUCCUUAUCCUAUCACUUACACCUCAGUCAACUUAUGCUCAAAUUGAUGGAAUCUAUUGUGGUGAAGAAACCUGUUAUGAUGUUUUACAGGUUACCCGAGAUGAUGAUAAAAAUAGAAUUCGUAAAGCAUAUCAUGAAAUGGCAAGAAAACAUCAUCCAGAUAGACAGAAAACAUCUGAGGAUAAAAUAAAAGCGGAAGAACGCUUCCGUUUAAUCAACACUGCCUAUGAGAUUCUUAGUGAUCCAGAACAACGAACAGAAUACGAUUAUAUGCUUGAUAAUCCAGAUCAAAUGUACUAUCAUUACUAUCGGUAUUAUCGACGUCGUGUUUCGACAAAAGUUGAUGUUCGGUUGGUAAUUAUAUCAAUUCUUCUUAUUAUAUCAUCGAUACAAUAUGCUGGUCAAUGGACAAGUUAUAAUCACGCAUUAAGUUAUUUACUGAAGGAUCCAAAACAUCGUGCCAAAGCAAAACAGAUAGCUAUUGCUGAUGGUCGUUUAAAUAUAUCCAAAUAUGAAGUUGGCAGACGUUUAACACGCGAUGAACUGAAAGAACGUGAGGAACAACUACUUCGGGACAUAUUAAAGGAGACUGUUGAACUUCGAGGUGACUGUUGUCGACCCAGCCUAAAACGUGUUCUACUGGUUAGAAUAUUGUUUUUCCCUUGGACUUGUUAUAUAUGGUUACGUUGGAUGCUUUAUUGGGUUGUAAAGUAUUGGAUACUUCGUAGGGAAUAUGAUGAAGAGGCACGGAUAUUUAUCACUAGACGUCGGUUAAAAAUAAGUGAGAAUGAAUGGGAUUAUGCAGGCGAAGAACAACAAGCAAAGUAUUUAUCACAAAAGCUUUGGAUUAAUGAGAAUUAUCAGAAAUUUCUUGCAGAUCAACAAGAAGCGAAUCGAAUUCGAGCAGCUGAAGAUACUGAUUUAAAACGUUAUAGACGAUACACAAAACGUGCUGGACCUGCCUCAGUGAAUCUUGAAGAUCUAUUUUAAAAUCCCCGCCAUUCAAAGUGAAUAUUAAUUGUCCAAUGUCCUUGUCGAUCCUACCAUAGUUCCGUUCUAUGUAUUAUAUAUAUAACGGUAGCCGAUCGUUUGUUAUUAUGUAUAUCGAUAGUACAGUUUUCUUUCGCUAGGUUGUUUUGUGUAUACAUAAAAGAGCAGUCGGUGAUUUUCAUUCCAUACUCUUCAUCAUGCUCUCCUUCUUUUCCACAGUUGAAAUCUUUUAUUACCCUACCCAUAUUUCGGUUCAUGUGAUAAAACCAUGGAGCUUAAUUUUUUUUAAAAUUACGUAUGACUUGUGAACUCUUUCGUAGGUUUAUUUCUUAUCAUACUUAAGCUCUGUCUCUCACUUUGUCAUAUAUGUGCCUUAAAUUUUGAUUUACUGUUGGACAUUUUCAAUCCUACAAUUAGUAAUUAUGGUUUGUAUUGUUUAAUCAAAGUUUGUAUAAAUAAAUUACUACUUAGCAGAUUUAUACAUUUUCUAUUUUUAGUGGAAUUUGUUUAUUGUCUUUUAUGUAGCAUGUGCUUCCCAUUGUAAUUUGUCAUGGAUUUAAAUCAAUGUGUUUUGUUGCUUCUCACGAUUAUUGUCUUAUCAUUUCAGUGUUAUAACUAGUUUGUUUUUUCUUAAAUAAAUUGAUAACUGGGGUUCUGUACUAUGCUAGUUAUGAUGAUUCUACAAAGUAACAUGAAUAAUACUAAUUCAAAUGAGUAUUUAUAAUAUAAGAUAAGUGAAAUCGGUUCUUUAAAAUAUUAUCGAUCGAAAAGAUUUCUUUGCUGACUUUAGUUAGUGAAUUACUUCUGGAAUUUGGAGAAAAUAAACGUUGACUAUAUGUUUACAAUUCAAGUGAUGAUUAUUUUCAGGCGAAUUUUGACUCAUUCUCCAAGCACUUGGCUUGAAACUAUACUCGAUGUAUGAAGGCUAGUAAUACUAUCAAGUUUCCCAAAUGAAAGCAAGUAAAGUGAGAUUCUAACUUUGGACGAAAGUCGAAAGCUUUAACCAUUACUAUACCGCUCCACUAUUUAGUCAAUCCUAUGUUGAAAAUAGUGACAUUAAAGUAGAGAUUUAAAUUAACCAACCAUUAUCGAAAUAAAACAUGGUACAAGUAAUACAUCAGCUCAAAUUGUCAGACCUUGUAACACC